CAACUUGUUGAUAACUUUCUUCAGCGGUAAGUUUGCAGAGGUCUUCAAAAAACGUAUUGAAAUCUCCAAACUUCCUUUUAUAGUGAACUCUCCUGGAGGAUUGUCAACUGUACAUACUAAUGGAGGCUUCGGCUUGGUAUAAAUUUUAACAGCAGUUUUAUUUUCUUCACGCGUAAAUUCACUUUGAUCCUGUUUAACAUCAUUUCUCACUGCUUCUAGUACACCACCGUGUUUAGUUUUGAAACAACUUGUUUUUCUGUCACUGCGAAAAAUUUUAAAAUCUGGGGGAAUAUCUGAUGUGAGAGCAGAAUCGGGAAUAUCCGAUGUUAGCCACGUUUCAGUUAAGCAAACAAAGUCGUAGUUGGAUUUUGAUAAAGUUUUUCCUGUUUCGUUCUUCUUUUGAGAAGAAGUAUGCUUCUGACAUUCAAAGACAAGAUAGUGACAAUUUAGAGUCGUUUGGCAUCAGUCUCACUUUCGGUUGCAGCAACUGAUGACUUAUCGACACAUUCAACCUAAUUAUCGUCUUCUUUUGAUGCCAGUUUUAAGUUUCGAAUUCCUGAUUAUCCAUCAGAAAUCACCCUUUUCUUAAGCAAUCAAUUUCUAUUUUGGUAUCGAAGGGGAAUUGUUCGCGACCUAGAAACACCACAUGUUGAGAAUAUUUCAAACGAAAGGCAGAUUUCAGGGCAAGAUUGUUACUCAAUGAACAUUCAAGAUUAAUUAGGAGGGCACGAGACCCUCCAAUGUCGUUUUUGAUUUUUCCUAGGCGUUGGACUUUGCUUAGACGUUUAUAUUUGAUUCUCAAAAAUUUUAGAAGUUUUUUUACGGCGAAUAUGUUAGAGGGCAUUUGCUCGUCUGGACUUCCCGUUUCUUCCGUAAUACCACGUACUCGUAUGCCGAGUUGGUUUUGAUUUGACAGGGUGGAUUGAUUUUUUUUUUACCACUUUGCCACUUUUUAUAGAACUCAAUGAUUCGAUGAAAGUUUUGAGCUUGUUUUUCUAUGAUCGUUUGUGUCAGUUUUAAGUUGUUUAAUAACUGUGUUAGAUUUCUCAAUACUUUGCGCGAAUUUGGCUUUUGAACUUUUGUUGCUUACGUGACCGUUGAUAGAGCUGCUAAUAAUAUCGUGCCACAGGAUGAUUUCACGCUUGUUUAUGGGUGACCCACAUUCGAGGAGGUUUUGAAGUUUUUCAGAUUUUGGUGUUUGGAUAGAAGCUCAGUCCACCAAUAGCAGUUAGAAAGGGUGCCGUAGAGUUUUAAGUUCAACGAUAGACCUGAUUCUUGGUCUUCAUUAGAGAAAUGGCUUCUUCAUUACCGGGGAUGGUUAUUUCUAAACCAACCCCCAGCAGGUUUUCCGCUCAGCGCGAAAAUUUUAGUGAUGAAAUUAGUGGCGAGUGUAGAAUUUAGAAAUUCAAAUCCUUGAUUUUGGCCUUAACUUUUCGCUGCUAUUGUUUUCUGUUUUGUUUGCCUUUAUGCGAUAUAGUGGUUCAGAAAUGAUGCUAGUCAAUAAUGAAGGGAACGGUAAUCAGGGUAGGGCACUUAUUAGGUUUACAUCUCUGGGCAAGUUUAGUAAGUUCAGUUUUUCUUCCGGGUACAUGAAAAAAUUCCAAAAUGUUGUCGGAAAUUUGUAUUUGGAAAAAUUUGCAAGUAGCAACAAAUUCGUUUUCGGAUUAUUGUAUAAAAGCAUUUUACUGCUGGUUUAUUUGUAUAAUAGGUAUUAGCUCCAUAUAGUGAAUAUUGGGUUGAUCUGUUUAGUAGCGUACGUUCAUAAGAUCUUAGGGUCCAUAAAUUGAAAUAGCAGCGAAAGAUUUAAUUGAAUGAAUUAGUUUCCCAUUUUUAGUAUCAAGAGAUUAAAGAUCAUGACUUCAGAGAUUAUUCACAUCGGUAUGAACCAAUUAUUACUUCAGAUGAAAGUCAAUUGGUUUUAAUUAGACAGUGUGCUAAAUAUAUAUAAUGCACAGUUGAAACCCCCACUCAAUUGGCGAACAUCUGAAGCCCAAAACGUUUGCACUUUGUCUUGCCCAAAUUCUUAGUGAGAAUAUCAGCCACCAUAUUGUCAGUCCCAAUAUAGUUCAAAUCCAACUGUUUCUUUUGAAUUAAGUCCCUGAUGAAAUGUAGAUGAAUAGCAAAAUGUUUUACGACUCCCUUGUUAACGUCGUUUUUCACAAGAGAAAUACAUGCUUGGUUGUCCACAAACAUUUUGAAAUCAAUUAAAUCGAGUUUGAUUUCGAUCAGUAAAUUCAACAGGAAUAAUCCUUCAUUACAGGCUAACGAAAGAGCUGUAGCCUCUGAUUCAGCUGUAGAUUUUGCAACAGUAGUUUGGAGUUUGCUAGCCCACGAUAUUGCACCGCUGUUUUCAAACAGGAAAAAGCAAUAUCCACUAGUACUGCGUCUAGUGUCACUGUCACCUCCCCAAUCAGAAUCAGAAUAGCCAUACAAGAUUGGCGUAGCAGUACAUCGUCUGUAGAUAAGUUUAUACGAUCUAGUUCCUUUCAAAUAUCGUAGAACUCGUUUUGCAGCAAUCCAGUGUACUUCAGUAGGGUCGUUCACAUAUCUACUCAAGCAAUGAGCGAUGAAUGAAAUAUCAGGCCUUGUAGUAAUUGACAAGUAACUUAGACUGCCGAUAAGUCCUCUAUAAUCUUUGUCGUUUGCUAAUUUCACCUCAUUUGGUAGCCGUUUACAAAGUUUUAAACCAUCAGCUGCAGGUGUAGACACUGGUUUACACUCAAUCAAACCAAAUUUUGACAGUAGCUUGUCAAUAUACGCUUCCUGAGAAAUUUCUAACCCAUCCCCACAAAAGUUGAAUUUCAUCCCCAAAAACCAAUAAAGUUUUGCUGUUUCGCUGAUUUUGAAUUGACUAGAUAUUUGUUGUUCAAAUGAUAUAAACUUGUUAGCAUCAUUGCAAGCGUAAAUUAUAUCAUCCACCCAAAUGCAUACGUAUUCCAAAACAUCUUUUGAAAUUCUCAUGAAAAGACAGGGAUCACUUUUUGACGCUGUAAAAUCUAUUGACUUAAGGAACAUCUGUAAGGUAUAGUACCAAUUUCUUCCUGACUGCUUUAAUCCAUAAAUAGAUUUAUUUAGCUUACAAACAAGUUGAAACAAGAUUUAAUUGAAUGAAUUAGUUUCCCAUUUUUAGUAUCAAGAGAUUAAAGAUCAUGACUUCAGAGAUUAUUCACAUCGGUAUGAACCAAUUAUUACUUCAGAUGAAAGUCAAUUGGUUUUAAUUAGACAGUGUGCUAAAUAUAUAUAAUGCACAGUUGAAAUAAGAUAAAGAUAUGAACUUUCAAUAUUGAUGCUUUGAGCUUGAACUGAUGGUUUUAAUCUACCGAUUUAGUUUUAUAAGCUAGUGCUAAAGUGAGAGAGUUGCAACGAUAAUAUUUAUCUCUUCAGUAGUUCUUGUAUUUAUCGAAAAAUUAUUAAAUUGAACGGCAAACCGGUGAAGUUAUAUUGAAUUGAAAGUAGCUUGUGCUACUCUGUUGUCAUGAGUAUUAAAACAGAUGACGGGAUAAACAGUGGAGAUUCUAAGAUCACUGGUGGUCGUGCAGAAAGUCUAGGGCACGUGGGACUGCGUACUGAGGAGAGUGAGCUGCGCAGUGUAUACGACAGAUGGGCGGAGUCAUUUGAAAAGGACAUCGAGGAAGAUGUUAAAUAUGUCGGACACUUAUCGCUGGCAAAGGUGGUGCAAGAUUAUUACUACAGUGAAGUCGAUUGUCUAAUUAGCCAGGCCACUGAUGAUUUCAAUGAGGUACAUAUUUCCAGUGUUAAAACGAAGCCGACCGAUGGCGUGGAUGUCUUGGACAUUGGAGCAGGAACUGGAUUGGUAGCAACAGCUCUUGUCCCCUUCCAAUUCAGACGAAUCGACGCUUUGGACUUGAGCCGGGAGAUGUUGGCUCAGGCCAAAUCUCUGGGACUUUAUUCUCGUUGCAUACAGGCCAGUCUUAAUGAACCACUGCCCUUGGACGAAUGCAGCUACGACCUCGUAGUAUGUGCUGGUACCUUCACCCUCGGUCACGUAACAGCACACUGCAUUCCUAAUGUGCUCAAGGUGAUGCGACCAGGUGCUCUCUUCGUUUUCGGGGUUCGAGAAGACCUUAUGGAAACAGAUGAGCUAAAGAACUUCUACGGUUUUCCGCACUUUCUAAAUCAAUUGGAAAAAGAGACUCAGCUGAAAGUAGAGGAGAGACGAGACAAUAUGCCUUAUCAUCUGCUGGCUGGAAAGAGUUUCAAUAAGCCCCUGCACCAUACUAUAUUUGUCUGCAGACGCAUCUGAUUUUUAAAAAAAAACACAAAAAAAGUUUAAAUCUCGACAUGAUUUUGAUUCAAACGUAUCUUGAUUAUAUUUUUAUAAUUACUGCAACGCUACGGGC
Messenger RNA from Symsagittifera roscoffensis, 4361 nucleotides. RefSeq lists its product as uncharacterized. Gene Ontology annotation, molecular function: methyltransferase activity. The coding region runs from base 3476 to 4264 and encodes 262 amino acids. The transcript is spliced from 4 exons. The record is from RefSeq and is a predicted model, not a curated record. NCBI's taxonomy places the organism in Eukaryota, Metazoa, Xenacoelomorpha, Acoela, Convolutidae.